This is a messenger RNA of Anarrhichthys ocellatus (wolf-eel), 8322 nucleotides long. Its product is annotated as adenylate cyclase type 6. The coding region runs from base 1943 to 5572 and encodes 1209 amino acids. Lineage: Eukaryota; Metazoa; Chordata; Actinopteri; Perciformes; Anarhichadidae. The transcript has 24 exons. Gene Ontology annotation, molecular function: adenylate cyclase activity. The record is from RefSeq and is a predicted model, not a curated record. Gene Ontology annotation, cellular component: plasma membrane. Gene Ontology annotation, biological process: intracellular signal transduction; cAMP biosynthetic process; adenylate cyclase-activating G protein-coupled receptor signaling pathway.
AGGGAGGAGGGACACGGCUUGGACGGAUACGUGCCAGAGAAGGCGCAUGCAGGCAAGAUAUGGCGAGGAAAUGCUAUUUUUGCUUCAACAACACAGCGUGCCGCUCCGGUGGAAAAUGCCGAUCGAUGAGGCGGCGGUAGCGGCGGUAGCGGCAGCAGACGCGGCGGCUGCGUUGCGUGUCUCUCUGCACUGUGUGCAGCUCCGGGUGUCUGGAGGCCUGGUUAGAUCAGCUGGUAGCAGUUGCUGAGGCAUAUGUGGACGUUUAAUUCAAUCAGGACGAAGACGAGCACACUACUGUACUAUUAUGACAUUAACUAUAAAGAUACUGGCGGGUUAUUAUAGUAAGAUUAGAGACAUACUAUACAAUGGGACCAGGUCAGGAUAAACCUACAAUUUUAAUGUCUAAGAAAUGCACACUUUUUCUGUCGACACUACAACCAAUACCACGAUGUAGCUUCAUAAAUGGGAUGCACCAUUUUACUUUUUCUCUCCCUAUACAAUACCUCAACUCAAGUUUAUCCAAUACCAGAACUCUAUUUUCCCCAAAUAUGCUACGUGUAUACCUCGCUGUGUGAAAACUCAUUAGGGUUCUCUGGUUAGGUAACGUGAAGCAUGCAUUGCUGUGGCACUAAAAAUGCAGUCACCGGCUCACCAUGACUGAAUAAAUGUAACUGACGAUAGAAAUGCUGAAGAACUUUAUUUAAUGUAGAUGUGUAUCCUCUGGUCGAUACGCAGUCCUCUUAAAAAGGGCCUUAGUGGUUUAGUGCAUCCUAAAUGAAUGUCACACACUCAAAGACGCACACUGGUUUACAAGAGACUACUUACUUUAUACACUGGAAGAGAUUAACUAAUAUCCAUAAGAUAUAUCAGAUAUACACGUUCAUACAUCGGUACAAAAGCAAGUCAAACACUGUGUAUUUAAACCGUCUACAGUAUCCGACAUGUCAAACAAACAUUUUUUUAGGUAAAGCUUAAUAAAGACAACAACAGUAGAAUAUAAAACACGAUUAAUUCACAGGCGACACUUUCUCUGGUGCUCAAAGGACAUCAUAUUGAUUUCAUCUAGCAACAACACACUGAUACAAUAACAUGUAUCUCUGUGCUAUACGCGUUAUACAAUGCUUAAAGGGAAGUAGCUUGAGUUUCUAGUCAUUUCUAAACAACUUUGGGUUUAACGCCGCAGGGCCCACAGAUCCUGUCAUGCUGUGUUUCCCAUUGCUGUCUUGAUAUUUGUCUUGACAGUAUCCUGUUGUCCAGUGGCAUUUAUCUGUAUUUAUUACUUUUAUCACCGAUUGGGAUAAUAAACAGAGCUUGAAGGAGUCGCUCUUUAUCUUCAGCCCAACUGACUCCAAAACACUGUCGUGUGUUUACAUCAGAGGGUUUAUUUUAGUACGGGGAUCAAAUCAAGCAAGUUCUGGUUCACCUUGAAAAACCCAGGCCAUUAAGCUAUUUUGGAUCCUGUCCUCUCCCUCUCCCCCGUCCUCCCCCAUAGUUUUGGAAGUAGCUUGAUCUAUGAAUCUCUGUUUUUAUGAGACACAAUCACAAGUGUGUCCGGUUGUCCAGGAAAUGGGAUUCAUUGUGCAUUUAGCCGACAGUUAUGCUUUUUAUUUCCUUUCAGAUUUGGGACGAAGAAGAUCUUUGCUGAGAAGCUAUUGAGAGAGCUAAACGGUGUCCGGCCUGUUCAUUAAUAUGGGCCCAGCGGAAGCCAUGGAGAUAGGGCUGGGAGCAGAGACUGGUCGUCUCAUUAACCUUGGUCUCUGAGUGCUGUUCCUGGCACAAAAAUCUGGGGCUUCGUGAAGCGACUGUUGCGCUUUUUGACCCCAUCUAGUCAGUUCCACCCUGUGGCCCUGCAGUGUGGCCUCUACAAACCCCUCCUCACUACUUAAAAAAUUUGUCCGCGGGGAUAAAUGAGUGAACCGGCUGCAAGGGAAAGGGCUGGGACAUGUACCAGAACCCCAACAGAAUGUCCUGGUUCAGUGGUUUCCUAGUCGCCAGGGUGGACGACCGCAAGACUGCGUGGGGGGAGCGCAAUGGCAAGAAGUCCAAACGGAAGGGAGGGUCAUCUCUCUGCAACCCGCGUUACAUGAGCUGUCUGCGGGACCCAGAUGCUAUGGAGCCCCCUUCUGGAGCCCCCUUCCAUCAGCACCACCGCGGAGGGGGGGCUGGGGCCAUGGGAGGUGGGGGCAACUUCGGCGUCCGUUGCGGAUGGCAGGAGGACCACUACGGCAAAAGGGGAGGGGCUCCCGGGGAAGGGGUGGGGCUGAAAUCGGUCGACUUGGGCUUUGAGGAUGGCGAGUUGAAAGGGAGGAAAGGGGGGUGUAACGGAGGAAGCGGGGACAUGGGCGAUGACGGUCCCAACGGCGCAGCAGGGGUGGUGACGGCUGCGGACUGCUGGCUCAGGGUGGUGCAGGUGUUCCAGUCUAAAAAAUUCCAGUCCCGCAAACUGGAGCGCCUAUACCAGCGUUACUUCUUCAGACUGAACCAGAGCUCCUUGACCAUGCUCAUGGGGGUACUUGUGAUCGUGUGCGGCAUCAUGCUGACCUUCCACUGUGUCCACGCCGCCCCUCACGUGGCCUACUCGUCAGCCCUGUCGGUGGCGAUGGCGCUCUUCAUGGCUCUUAUGGUGGUGUGCAACCGCAACGGCUUCCACCAGGACUACAUGUGGAUGGUCAGUUACCUGGUGAUCGGAGUCUUGCUGUCCGUGCAGGUGUUCGGGGUGCUCAUGGUGGCACCCAGGAGCGCCUCGGAGGGCAUCUGGUGGUCCGUGUUCUUCAUCUACAUCAUCUACACUCUGCUGCCUGUGAGGAUGAGAGCGGCUGUGCUGAGUGGAGCCUUGCUGUCCAUCAUACACGUGGUCACAACAUGGCAGCUCAAUCAGGAAGACCAGUUCCUCUGGAAACAGGUGAGCGCUAAUGUCCUGAUCUUCCUGUGCACUAACAUCAUUGGUAUCUGUACCCACUACCCCGCUGAGGUUUCCCAGAGACAAGCCUUCCAGGAGACCAGAGGAUACAUCCAGGCCAGGCUACACCUGCAGAGGGAGAAUCAACAACAGGAACGUCUGUUGCUUUCAGUGUUGCCAAGGCACGUUGCCAUGGAGAUGAAGGCUGACAUCAAUGCCAAGAAGGAAGACAUGAUGUUCCAUAAAAUCUAUAUCCAGAAACACGACAAUGUCAGUAUUCUGUUUGCAGACAUCGAGGGUUUCACCAGCCUGGCCUCUCAGUGCACGGCUCAGGAGCUGGUCAUGACCCUCAAUGAACUCUUCGCCCGCUUCGACAAGCUGGCAUCGGAGAAUCACUGUCUACGUAUCAAAAUUUUGGGAGAUUGUUACUACUGUGUGUCCGGGCUGCCUGAACCCCGGGCUGACCACGCCCACUGCUGUGUGGAGAUGGGCGUCGACAUGAUAGAGGCGAUCUCGCUGGUGCGCGAGGUGACGGGGGUCAACGUUAACAUGCGCGUUGGGAUUCACAGCGGGCGAGUGCACUGCGGCGUGCUGGGACUCAGGAAGUGGCAGUUUGACGUGUGGUCAAACGAUGUCACGCUGGCUAAUCACAUGGAGGCGGGAGGCAAAGCAGGGCGGAUCCACAUCACUAAGGCCACCUUGCAGUAUCUUAAUGGAGACUAUGAGGUGGAACCCGGCUUCGGAGGGGAGAGGAACGCGUAUCUGAAGGACAACAGCAUUGAGACCUUCUUGGUUCUCGGCUGCAGCCAGAAACGGAAGGACGAGAAGGCAGUGAUGGCUAGAAUGCAGCGGACGAGAGCUAACUCUAAUGAGGGUCUGAUGCCACGCUGGGUCCCCGACAGAACCUUCUCCAGGACCAAAGACUCCAAAGUCUUCAGACAAAUGGGGAUUGAUGAGACCUCCAGUAAAGAUAACCGUGGUGUUCAGGAGGCCAUGAACCCGGAGGACGAGGUGGAUGAAUUUCUGGGGAGAGCCAUUGACGCUCGCAGCAUUGACCAGCUAAGAAAAGACCACGUUAAGAAGUUCCUACUCACCUUCCAGACGUCUAGCCUGGAGAAAAAGUAUUCCAAGAAGGUGGACGAUCGUUUUGGAGGCUAUGUUGCGUGUACUCUACUAGUAUUCUGCUUCAUAUCCUUCAUACAGAUUGUUAUCUUUCCACACACCCCGGUCAUGCUGGGAAUCUACAUCAGUAUCUUCGUCAUUCUUGCCAACAUCCUUUUUAUUUGUGCCAUAUAUUCUUGCAUCAAGCUCUUUCCAGCUGCAAUGCAGACUGUUUCAAAGAAGAUUGUCCAGUCUCGCACCAACAGCACCCUGGUUGGAGUAUUUACCAUUAUCCUCGUUUUCAUCUCUGCCUUUGUUAAUAUGUUUGCCUGUGACACCAUGAGCUUGAAACAAUGUGUUGCCGAGAAGCUGAACACCUCUGCAGCGCUGGUGACGCCCUGUUUGAUCCGCAGCUUAAAUGUGUCCAUUGAAGGGGGUCUAGAGAUCUGUCCUAACCAAGGCCCCUCCUGCCCUUUUCCUGAGUAUUUCAGCUACAGUGUGCUGCUGACGUUGCUGGCCUGCUCGGUGUUCCUGCAGAUCAGCAGCAUAGGGAAGCUGGCUCUCAUGCUGCUCAUCCAGCUCACCUUCCUGCUGCUGGUGGAGUGGCCACAAGUAGCACUAUUCGACAACGCAGACCUCUUUGUCACCUCCAAUGCCAUUGAUUUAAAUAAAACUAGUGCUCAAUGGUCCAGUUUCAAUGAAACUACAAACCAGUGCCCAUUUGUUGUGACCAAAGUGUCCCUGAGGGUCAUGACUCCAGUGAUCCUCACAGUAUUUGUCCUGGCGCUGUACCUGCACGCCCAGCAGGUUGAAUCUACCGCACGCCUCGACUUCCUGUGGAAACUACAGGCCACAGAGGAGAAGGAGGAGAUGGAGGAACUGCAAGCCUACAAUCGUCGCCUCCUCCAUAAUAUUCUGCCUAAGGACGUAGCCGCUCAUUUUUUGACGCGUGAACGGCGUAACGACGAGCUAUACUACCAGUCCUGUGAGUGUGUGGCCGUCAUGUUCGCCUCCAUCAGCAAUUUCUCCGAAUUCUACGUGGAGCUGGAGGCCAACAACGAGGGAGUGGAGUGUCUCCGGCUGCUCAACGAGAUCAUUGCUGACUUUGAUGAGAUCAUCAGUGAAGACAAGUACAGGCAGCUGGAGAAGAUCAAGACCAUUGGCUCCACCUACAUGGCUGCGUCCGGUCUCAAUGACUCCACCUACGACAAAGAGGGCCGCUCACACAUUAUUGCACUGGCCGACUACGCCAUGAGACUGAGGGAGCAGAUGAAGUACAUCAACGAGCAUUCCUUCAACAACUUCCAGAUGAAGAUAGGUCUGAACAUGGGACCAGUGGUGGCUGGGGUUAUUGGUGCACGGAAGCCUCAGUAUGAUAUUUGGGGCAACACGGUCAAUGUGGCCAGUCGUAUGGACAGCACAGGUGUACCUGACUGCAUACAGGUGACUACAGACCUCUACCAGGUGCUUGCAAACAAAGGGUACGUGCUGGAGUAUCGGGGGGUGGUUAAGGUCAAAGGUAAAGGGGAAAUGACAACCUACUUCCUGAACGAAGGACCGCCCAGCAGUUAGCAGCCGACGCAGCAGCAAUGCUGGGACGAUCCCCACUUCAGAGACACAGCACCACUGAGCGAGGACUCACAGUGGAGCUAAUGGCUUAAAAACUAGAGACGCCAUCACUUGAAUCCCAAGUAAAGAGGAAAACAAAAAACUUUUAAAGACUUCAAAAAGGAAAGUGUUCUUGAUGAGAGGAAAAUGUUCUCGUUUGACAGCCAUUUUGGCUCACAUACAUGUUGAAGGACACGUGCUGUUCUCAUGUCUAGCCUCUCUCUCAGGCUUCUUGAAAGAUGCAAAGUCUGUUUAUUUAAAACAACGCCUUUUAGCCUGUGUCAAAAGAAGAUUAACGCUGUACAUAAGGCUACUUUUUAUUUUUACUCUGAGGUUUGUUUGUUUUCUUUUUUCGGGUAAAUUUUUUUCAUUUCACAUGAAUUAUGAACAGGUACUCAUACUUUGUUUCUGAAUUAGUUAUUUAUUUAGAUCUCGAUGUUUUGUGCAAAAGGUCCUUUAUGAAAAAGUGUGAAUACAUACGUGCACAAAUAUCCAGUUCAUUACACGUUUAUAAGUGUAUGUAAAUGCAUAUUUGUGUGUGUAUGAAUAUAUGUAUAAACUGAAGAGGAAUAUAUUGACCAAAGACUAAAGUAUUUACUAAAAGCAAGGCAAGACAUGUUUGAUAUGUUCUCGCUAAAGUCAGCAAUGAUCACCGCCUCUGUUUUUUGGGCAGGAGGCUUGAACCCUCUGUCUUUUUGGCCAACUGCUGGCAGCACCGGCUGCUUCAUUGUUUUCAUAGAAACAUGUAUAAUUAAUUUAUUUUGUCUGUCAUUCAAGAGCUCACUUUGACUUUAAAUUGUGAUGUUGCCCUCAACCUCAAAACAAAAUGACUUAAGACGACUAAGGAUGUUAUAAGAAGGUGAUAUCUGAAAUCUAUAUUUUUUAUCUCUGAGGACUAGAAGUAGCUCCAGCUGGGAUUAGGAUCCUCUUCAUCCUCACUUCAUGUCAGAUUGGUUCCUUAGAGCUUGAGCAGCCAGUGUGCAGCUGGUUUUCAGCCCUUACAGUAUAUUGUCAUCGCUGCUCCUUCCCUUUUCAGAGAAGUAUUUUUUUUUUUCGGUGCAGAUGGAAAUGAAGGAACUUAAAAUCAGAGCCAUCAGGGGGGAAAAACCUCGGAUUUCAACGCAGUGGUACCACACAGCCUGAUUCUUCUGUGAAGAAGAAAUAGAUGAAGGAAAGAAAUAUAUAUUGAUUUUGACUGAAUACUGUGCUUUGUAAUCCUGAAGGGGCAUAACUAUUUUCACUGUGAGGUUUUUAUGAUACAACAAAAACUGCUUUCUUGCCAAACAUAACUGCUUUGAAGCAUGUCUGAUUGUGGUAUCUUGUUUUUAUUUUUGUUUGUUUUAACGUAGGGUAUUUUGUAUCACUUCUGUAUCCAUCAUUUGUAUAUUCUUAAUGUUGUUAUUAUUAUUAUUAUUAUUAUUAUUAUGAUGAUGAUUCUGAUUAAUUAUUAUGCUUAUUAUGAUGAUUCCAUUCCAAUGAAAAGGAUCAAAGACCAGCACGCUUUCUUGUAAAAUGCCAGUUGUAAAGCUCAAGCUCACUGGUACCAACGGAUCAACUGCAGCCAAUGAAUUCUGCUGUUCAGUCCUAAUGUACAAUACAGUAUUUCAACUGGCGAUAGGUGUGAUCAUGUAUAGUAAGUAAUAACCAUUAGCUGCCUUUGCAGCGGAACCCGAGUGGUGUAUGCUCACAUAAGCAUAGCAGUAAACACACACAUAUACAGAUGAUUCACUGUGCUUUUUUUAUUUUAUUUAUGCCACUACUGCAGUAUUGUAAUUCUCAGUCAGGCUUUAAGGUGACCUCUCCCUCCCACACAUUCACUUCUCAGUAGUAGCAAAUUACAUCCCUGGUGUUACACUAUGUGAAGAGGACAGAAUUAAUAAACCUAUACAUAUAUUUAUUGUAUUGUUUCUCUCGCCGUCCCCCCCCCCCCCUCCACGCUCAGUAGAAGUACUAAUAGCUGAGUUUGAUUGCCUUAAGUUAAAAUAAAACCAAUCAUAGAAUAUCAGUGAACAGGAACAGUGCCUGCUUGCUCUGCCUGGACUGCUGAUGUUUGGACGGAGAAAAAGGGAUAAGGGCUUGUCGAGAAUAAUCUCCAGUAAACAUCAUCGUUGCAGCGACCUGGCUUUCUCCGGCUUCAACUUUUGUAAUUGGGAGAAUCGGCCCCUGAUUUAGCUCUUCCGACCACACUCGACAAUGGCAACCAACAGUUGAUCACGUUUGUACCAAAGCCAGCUCACGCAGCCUUGUGCUGUUGGUCCCCUCCUGUGCAAUGAUAUUGGGCCUUGGGGCGUGGUGGGACCACCAGAGGACAGUAAUGUAAUAGAGAUCACCAACUAUCAAGUGAACUGUGAACAAUGAAGGGUGAUUCAUAUAAGCAAAGAAUUUAUAGAAUGGACAUGAGUUUAUAAAAAUGUGCAUUGUAUGUAUUCUAUUUCUAUUGCUGUCCAUAGACUUGUGUUGAUUGUUAACUCUUGGGACGUUUUGGGGGAGGAACAGGAGAGGGAGGUUGUCCCCAUACUACUGAAACAGUGUUUGCUCAGGCCUGAUGAAUCCUUCCCUAUUUGUUUUUGUUUUAUUUGUAUUUUCCCUGAGUUGGAGGAUUUGAAAGGGGAGUGUUUUUUGCAAAGGUGAAGGACGAGAAGAGUUGAGGACUAUGACAAAGAGAAAAAUAACAUUUCCCCAUGAAGAAAAAAUAAUAAAAAAAAUCAAUGGCU